Molecule: messenger RNA, 634 nt
Organism: Syzygium oleosum
Lineage: Eukaryota; Viridiplantae; Streptophyta; Magnoliopsida; Myrtales; Myrtaceae
Product: glutaredoxin-C9
Exons: 1
Coding region: 51-527 (158 amino acids)
Source: RefSeq, a predicted model, not a curated record
CAAGGCCAAAAGCAAAACAAACCGCCCCUCAGAUCUCUCCCCUUUCCCUCAUGCAAAAAGCGAUCCCCCGCAUGGCUUACAUACCGGCAAGCUCCGGCGGCCCCCGGCCACCGGCGGUCGAGGGUCAAGCAGUGCCGGAAGGGAUGGCCGCCACUACGGCGGCGGCGGAGGGCGGCAGCGGCGUCGGGAGGGCGGUGGCAGAGAAUGCGGUGAUUGUGAUCGGGCGGCGCGGGUGUUGCAUGUGCCACGUGGCGGAGAGGCUCUUGCUGGGGCUCGGGGUGAACCCUGCGGUGUACGAGGUCGACGACGUGGACGAGGGUGUCGUGGUCAAGGAGCUGAUGAGCAUGAUCAGGAUCGACGGCAAGGACGGCAAGGGCAGCGAGGGCGGCGAUAACGACCAGAAGUUGCAGUUUCCGGCGGUCUUCAUCGGCGGGAGGUUGUUCGGAGGGCUCGAGAAGGUGAUGGCCACUCAUAUCUCCGGCGAGCUGGUGCCCAUCUUGAGAGAAGCUGGGGCCUUAUGGCUUUGAAGCAUAUUUGUACAUACUACUAAUCUCAUCUUUCUAGAAAAGUUUCUUGAUCGAUGAAUUUGAAUUUAUGAUUGGUGUGAAAUAAGACCACAUAAGUAUUUGUCCUC